Molecule: messenger RNA, 4161 nt
Organism: Microsporum canis CBS 113480
Lineage: Eukaryota; Fungi; Ascomycota; Eurotiomycetes; Onygenales; Arthrodermataceae
Product: MAP kinase kinase kinase Czk3
Exons: 3
Coding region: 1-4161 (1386 amino acids)
Biological process (GO): protein phosphorylation; stress-activated MAPK cascade
Cellular component (GO): cytoplasm
Molecular function (GO): MAP kinase kinase kinase activity; ATP binding
Source: RefSeq, a predicted model, not a curated record
AUGGAUAGGGAAAGCCCUGCCCGUGAUCGAGAUCGGGAUCACAACAACGGCGAUUAUUUUUAUUCGCUCCAUCACCCCUCUGGCUACGUGCUCGCCACUCCUGCUCAGGCCGGCAACGACCACGAGGACUCCAUCGCCAGCCCAGGUCAAGGUCCAAGUACACCCAACGUCGGACCCAACCUCAAUCUCAUCGGGUCGUCACCGUCGCCGCACCGUGCUCCUCUCCCGCCAGUGGCCUCUCCAUCUGCAUAUCCCUCAUGGCCCGGCAGUGCUGCUGCCAGCCAUUCUAUCGGAGGUAGCAGCAGCGGUGGUAGUGGUGGUACGGAAGCAGCCACAACAUCAAUCCUAGGCAGUACAGGCAUGAUGGGUGAAAGAGAAAGUAACAAUCUCAUGCGCCCACAGCGGCCUCUGGGGCCGGCCAGGACACCUUCAAACACUUACGCUCCUCCACGACGGCCUAAUCAGUUCGUCACCGCGCACUCAACCAGUCAGCUACCACUUUCUUCAAAGAGAACACCCCGCCGUGACCGUGAUCGUGACCCCAACGCACAGUACCAAGCCCAGGAGAAAGCCUAUGUACAGAGAGUACGGCAAGGGCUUUCAAACGAAUGGUUUAAUACCAAUAGCUCGAUGUCCGUUUCGUCUGCCGCCCUGGAUCUCGAGUCAGAUGUAGGAGACGAGUCACCGUCGUCCGAGCCACAGUUCGAUCAUGAUACCUUCGACCCAGAUCUGCGCCUAGCGCUAGAAGAGGAUGACCUGCAGCCCACGCUCGAGGACCUGCAGGAUCCCAGAGCACGCGAGAGACUGGAGUGGCAUUCCAUGCUAGCGUCGGUACUCAAGGGUGACGUUGUGAGGCAGGAGAAGCAGCGUCUCAUCGGUACCAUGGAGCAAAAAAGUAAGGAGGUCUUGGGCGAUGAGAUCUGGAUGGGCGUCCGGGCCCACGCGCUCGGGCGGCCUGUCGCAACACAGGCUAGAAUUAUCGAAGAGGAGAGAAAAAAUAUCGGUCCAAUGCUAGAAGACAUUAUCAACUUUAAGAUCAAGGGCCAGGCGGAGAUCGGGAAACCACCCUUGCAACAGGUUGAAGAUAUUGUUGAGAAGAUCGAAAAGGUAGAAAGCCUGUUCGCCUCUCGCCGACAACUCCAGCUUGCGAGCCCCCGCGCUGCAUCUGAAGAGUUCUACGAGUCUUGCGAUGCUAUCAUAUCAUGGCACAAUACUACCAAGCUUAUCAACACCCAGCUUUCCAUCCUGCAGAAAUGGGUAGGCAACGAAGAGCUUGACUUUACAAAACCCAUGGUCAACACCUCAUCAUAUGCUUCGGAAUUAUCUGACGAGGGAUCCUUCCUUGACCGCGUUAUGAAAGAAGAUGGCCUCAAGACACUACAGGGCGGCGACCAGAUGCUUGAUGGAGUCGGGAAAGUAAUCAAAAAGGCCAAAAACACUCUGAUCGAAAAUGCCGACUCCUUCGCCCAACGUCACUUACCCCCUUACAUUGAAGAGCUGCUCACCUUGAUCAAUUUUCCUUCCCGGCUCAUUCAAGAAGUCACUCGCGUCCGGCUCUCCUAUGCUAAAAAGAUGAAAGAUCCAGGCCAACAAUCCCCCAUCCUUCUCGACCAGAUGAUCGUCCAGUUCCAAAUACUUAUGAAAGUAGCUACUGAAAUCAAACUUCGAUACCUCAUUAUCUCCGACCCGGAGCCGGGCUGGGAUCUUCCUCCGUGCGUGGAUGAAAACUUCGACAUGGUUGUCUUGGAUGCGCUAAAAUACUACUUCAAACUGCUCAACUGGAAGCUAAGCGCGAACAAGAAUACCUUCAAGGAAGCAGAAAUAUUAGAACAGGAGUGGGAUUUUUCAAACCAGAUCGGACGGCAGCUCGAGGGUGGCGAUAUCGAGGUUGCUGAACAGUUCAGUACCCUAACCGCCAAAGCUCUACAGCGACUGAUGCUGCAUUUCGAGCGCGAGCUCCUUACCAAGCCACAGGGGGAUGCCGCGGAUAGCGAAAAACGGUACAAAACAAUUCUUGACUCCGUUCGAGUUCGACAACGAAAACUCUUCCGAUUCUCCCGUUUCCUUCGCCAGCGUUUCGAGAAUGCCACCGAGUUCAACUUGCGGAGCGAAAGUUUAGAGACCCUUACCGAAGCACUUUUGGCAUCGGGUCAUUUCUUAGUUAUCUCCACGGACUCUGUAGGCCAGAAGGGCGUAUGCCUGAUUGCUUCACCAUCCCUUUACGAUCGCCCAAAGGACAUCCAAGCUAUCUUAGGCACUUCAUUCCUCGCAGAAGAUGCCCCGGAGAACUUAUCUUACCCUUAUAUCCUCGUUAUCAGGCCAGACAAGCCCUUCCAGUGGUCUGGGAAACGUCUUGAGGUAAGCUUGCUAGAGCACCCUACCGAUGUACGCAUGGGCAAACUCCGGUUAGUCGCCGACGGUUCUCAAGAACGACUUCAAAAUGCUCGCCUCGCCCUAUCUAAGUUAACGGGCUUGGAAUUCGACGUGACUAUCGAACAACGUGCGAACCUAGGGCGUGUCAAUGUGGAGCUUAACAAGAUCAAGAAAACAGCAUUUAAACUGUCCAAUACCAUCAUCGACAGUGUUGAGAUUAUCAGAAGCCAAAGCACUGACAGACAAAACCUUGAGCUUAUACAGUCUUGUUUUGCCUUUGCUACAGAAUUCGGUAAACGAUCAUUGAUGUAUAUGGACCCUAACCGUCGGUCUAUGAACCAUGGAAAACUUGUCAAACUAGGUCUGGACUGGAUCUCUUUCAUCUGCGAUGACUGUGAUGCCGCAGAUCGCAAGACAUUUAAAUGGGCUGUGUCCGCUCUCGAGUUUGCAAUGAUUAUUACCCACGGUCAUGCUGUAAUUGCUUUGAAUGAUGAGGAGUAUGACCUACUUCGUGUUAAAGUCGCUGGUUGCAUGGCUUUGCUGAUUUCCCAUUUUGACAUCAUGGGCGCCAGAUCCACAUUGGCUGCCAAGGCGGAGAAGCAGCACUCAGACGCUGCCGGGAACUACAGGAACUUGGAUUGCAGUGGGAUUGCUAGCGACGAAGUGGCAUUAGCAAAGGUACAAGCUCAACGAUUGUUGCAUCUAUCGGAUAUAGAUGCUUUCAGGGCGGACGAGGAUGCCAAACGACAACCGCUUGGAAAGGUAUUGGAAGGUGUCAAUGAGGCCGAUCGUUCGCUUACGGUUCUCUCCUCAUCGGCUACAAACAUCAACUUACGCUGGCAGCAAGGCCAAUUCAUCGGCGGUGGAACAUCGGGAUCUGUCUACGCCGCUAUUGAUCUGGAUACCAGUUACCUAAUGGCCGUAAAGGAGAUUCGCCUCCAAGAACCAUCUGUCAUCCCCGGCGCUGCGCAACAGAUCAGAGAUGAGAUGGGUGUUCUUGAAGUUCUAGACCACCCCAACAUUGUCUCUUACCAUGGCAUCGAAGUCCACCGUGACAAAGUCUACAUUUUUAUGGAAUACUGUUCUGGCGGCUCUCUUGCCACCCUUCUCGAACACGGUCGCAUCGAAGAUGAAAUGGUUAUUAUGGUCUACGCCCUCCAAAUGCUCGAGGGCCUCGCCUACCUUCACCAAGCCGGCAUCGUCCAUCGCGACAUCAAACCUGCUAAUAUCCUUCUCGACCACAACGGUGUGAUCAAAUAUGUCGACUUCGGUGCUGCGAUGGUCAUCGCCAGGCAAGGCAAAACCCUAGCCGCAAUGGACCACUACAAGGACCCUGCCCUCGCCAACAAAGACCAGCGCAAGAAUCAGAAGUCCGUCACGGGCACGCCUAUGUACAUGUCGCCCGAACUUGUUAGAGGAGAAACAAGCCAUAGCUCCUCUCGCCACGGAUCAAUGGACAUCUGGUCCCUAGGCUGCGUCAUUCUCGAAAUGGCGACUGGCAUGCGUCCAUGGUCUGGCAUUGAUAACGAAUGGGCGAUAAUGUAUAAGAUCGCACAGGGCAACCAGCCUCACCUCCCUAGCAAGGGCGAACUAUCCGAACUGGGUAUCGACUUCAUCAGGCAAUGCUUCGAGCCAGAUCCAGCCAAACGACCAAGCGCCGUCGAGCUGCUGCAGCAUGAAUGGAUAGUUUGUAUUAGGAAGCAGGUCGUUGCCGAACCGCAAACGCCGAGCAGCGAAGGAAGCGCCUGGCCUGACCUGAUCCUUACCCACAGCUCCUUUCUCCCUUGA